AUGGCAACAGGUCAUCUUCCCUCCCCCAUCAUGAAUGCCAAACAAUUCCACAAACCAGAGAAAGACAAAGAUGGCUACCUCAUUCCUGUUGUUCCCAAGAAGGUGCUCGCGCCACCAGGCUUUGUGACUGCAGUUGAAUUCUACAAUUAUUUGAAUGGUGAGCUUGGCUAUCCUUUUAUUCUUGAUGACCAAUAUCUCCUAAUUCUGGAUUCAAGAACAAACUGUGAGUACUUAGAAUGCCAUAUUGCCACUGCUCGGAUGCACACAGAUAUCCACAUUGUUUUCGAAUGCCUCCUUGACUUAGGCAAAUUGGAUGCGUAUUCUUUUAUUGUAAUUUACGACUAUGACGGCAGUGGUGUUAAUGUGGAAAAUUCACAGUUGAUGAAGACCUAUAAAGAAAUACGAGAGCAGGGCCAUGAUGUUGAGAUUCUACUUGGUGGGAUUCAGCAAUUCAGCAGCAAGUUUCCUUUCCUCUGUACAGAUAAAAUCAUCAAUACAGAGCCAGAUAGACGAAGGCUUCUGAAAAACUAUCCAGCAAUAGUUUUUGAUGAUUUUCUCUUUCAAGGAAAUGGAGAGCAUGCUAUUGAUAACGAGGUGUUCAUCAAUCUUAAAAUCACACAUGUUGUCAAUAUCAGCGUUGAAGUGCCAAAUGCUUUUCCUGAACAUGUUGUCUACUUCAACAUUCAAGUCACUGAUGAAAUCUCGUCGAAGAUUCUUACAAAACUGUCAGCAGCAGCAGAUUUCAUUGCAGAGUCGAUUGCCAAUGGUGGUCGGGUGUUUGUUCACUGUGUGCUUGGUGCCAGUCGUAGUUCCACGGUCACUAUCGCCUACCUCAUGAAAUACCAUGCUUGGACUCUAGAGGGUGCUCUUCGCUAUCUAAAAGAGUGUAGGCAGUGCAUUUCCCCAAACCGAGGCUUUCUAUGCCAGCUGUCUAAGUUUGAAGAAGAACUCUAUGGAAAAGUUCUGACAAGUAUUGAUCAUAUUUGGGUUUAA
Saccoglossus kowalevskii is the source of this 993-nucleotide messenger RNA. Its product is annotated as putative rhodanese domain-containing dual specificity protein phosphatase. NCBI's taxonomy places the organism in Eukaryota, Metazoa, Hemichordata, Enteropneusta, Harrimaniidae. Gene Ontology annotation, cellular component: cytoplasm. Gene Ontology annotation, biological process: protein dephosphorylation; negative regulation of MAPK cascade. The record is from RefSeq and is a predicted model, not a curated record. Gene Ontology annotation, molecular function: phosphoprotein phosphatase activity.